Messenger RNA from Columba livia (rock pigeon), 2327 nucleotides. RefSeq names its product keratin 222 (gene KRT222). The record is from RefSeq and is a predicted model, not a curated record. The transcript has 6 exons. Bases 244 to 966 code for a protein of 240 amino acids. NCBI's taxonomy places the organism in Eukaryota, Metazoa, Chordata, Aves, Columbiformes, Columbidae.
GUCCCAGCGCCCGGGCCGCGGAGCCAGCGCGGAGGAUGGGAGCAGAAUGGAACUGUCCCCGCUCCGUGCGAUCGGGGCACAGUAUGAAACGCACAGCACCAGAAAUCAGAUAAAGACCAUCAGCACAGCAAGGACCCAGGUAAUGACCAUGCAGACACACACCUUCCCGAGGAAGGGGGCAAUCCCUCUCUAGGCAAUUCCUCCCCCAGUCUCUAUGAGCUAGAAGAAGCUACAGUGAAAAGAAUGGACAAAGAUGCAGAAGCAUUAAAGGCAGCCAGGGCAGAACUGUGUGAAGCGAGACGGCAGUGGCACCACAUGCAGAUGGAAAUUGAGUCUCUCCACGCUGUGGAAAAGGGUUUGGAGCGUUCAUUGCGUGCCACAGAGCAGCAGUACCAUGUGCAGCUACAACAUUUAGAAGCUGAGAUUGAAUGCUUAGAGAAAGAGCUCCUGGAAGUGAGAAGAGGGAUUGAGAAACAGCUCCAGGAACAUGAAAUUCUCCUGAACACGAGGAUGAAACUGGAGGAGGAGAUAGCAACAUACCGCAGCCUGCUUGAGCAAGAAGAGAGCAGGUUUCGUUGCUCUGUGCCCGGCAGGAAGGACGACAAACAGCCCACCACCAGUAAAAUCGCCUUUACGCUGCCUUCAGAUGGUGUAAAGAAGCGUGGAACGGAGAAGGUGGAGCUGAUGACAAAACAAGCCGUCCUCGAUGGAAAUAUUAUGAAGGAAAGUGCUGAAGCUCAUGGCACUGUACAGACAGAAAAAGUGGAUGAAGUUAUUAAAGAAUGGGAAGGUUCGUUCUUUAAGGACAACCCUCGCUUAAGGAAAAAGUCUGUCUCAUUGCGCUUUGAUCUCCACCUGGCAGCGACGGACGAAGGGUGUUUGCACACGAGAAAGAAAGCUCUUCCCGACAUCGAGGUCAGGCUGGUGAUGAGGCGAUCUUGCAGUAUUCCUUCCAUCAAACCUUAACCUACGGCAAAUUCACCCAAAGCUCUGGAAAUGAACUGUAGAUGGACUUCCAUGGCCUCCUAUCUUGCUACAACUACAAAAUCUUACUGAGUACUUUGAUUAACACAAUAAGAGCAUACAAGUCGUUCAAAAGAAAGGGGGAAGAGCGAGGGAGUCAAGGUGCCAAGAAACCUGACUUCUGCUGGUUUUAUACUCUGGGUGCAGCCCUUUAAUUUUCUCAUUCUUGCUGUUGUUUUGUAGGAUUUCACCAAAACUUAAAUGAUAACUUUAUACUUUGACAUAUUAUGCCUUUGUAAAAGAGAACUUGUUUUCUCUUUCUGGAAAUGAGAACUGCGUAUUUCAUUCUCUUAAUUAUUCGAUAUUGCCUAUACAUAAUGACUGAUGAAUCCUUGCAAUUUGUAUCACGACUGUCAUACUUCUUGAAGUGUAUUUUAAAAUAAGAACACUUUCUAACAGCAAAAGCUACAUGCAAAGAUGCUCUUAAAACACGUCAACUGUUAACAAAGAAUUUCCUUUGAAAGACGGCUGGUAUUUUUCAAUGAAUUUCUUUAGGCAACAACUGAGCAAAAGUGUCUUUCCCUUACACAUGCUCUGCAUCUAGCACACAGGUCACUAUUGUGCCAGGGUACAACUAUUGUAGCUUCCAAUUAAGUGGACAAAGUAAGGGCUACGAAUUCAAAGUAAAAUUCUACCAUACCGGUUAAAUACUCCCAACUACUCCUUAAAGUGACUAUGGGCAAAUACAAAGUACAGCAGAUGAUCUUGCAUCCGUACACAGGAAAAACAGAAAGACAAGCUCAGACGUGCUGCUUUAUAUCACCAAGAGAGAAAUUCCAACGAUUACGAGGACUUUUAAGAGGGAUGGAUGUCACCAACUCCCACUGGAACCACUGGCAUUGCAGGGGCUCGGAAUCUUGAUAAACCACGUACCGUAUUUGCUGGAUUCACAGCAGCAUGUAAAAGGUUAAUUUCAGUGUCGGUAUUUCCCUCAUUACUCACGGCAUGUGUUACAAAAACCGAUACCACAAAUUCUUUCAGUGUUAAGUUAUGCUUUUCUCUUCUGUUAACGGUAAGAACAACGCAUUUAUAUUGCCCACAGUUCUAUAUCUACUGUAUGAAGCUGGAUAAUUAUCAUUAAUCUUAAUACUGAUCUGGUGUUGUUAAUAUGUGGGUAUUUGGCCUCCUGAAUGUAUUAGCCUGCUCUAGUAUUUUCACUAUGCAGCUUUUUUUGUGCUUCUACUCGGUACAUUUUACAAUACUUGAAUUUAAACUAAGUUUUAAUCGCUUUAAGGCACUUUAAACAGGGAAAUGAAUUUACCAAAGUAAAUGAUAGUACUACAAUAAAAAGAUAUUGAAAUUGA